AUGGACCAGCCUAGACCGCACCCGGCGGCCAAGCAGCCUGCGCCCGCCCACCAUACCCACCCAGGCACCCACUCGACCACCCCGGAUGCCGCCAUCAAGUCGUCGCCGCCCUCGGUCCACUCGUACCGCGGCGAUGCACCGACGGCCACGGCCGCCCCACCGCCCGGCACCGUCAUCCAGGCCAAGCACUUUUCCACGCUCGCCCUCAUCGGCCUCUGCUACUGCAUCCUCAACAGCUGGACCGCCGCCUCGGCCUCGCUCUCGGUCGCCCUCCCCUCGGGCGGCCCAGUGGCCAUCCUCUGGGGACUCGUCGUCGCCACCUGCGGCACCAUGGCCAUCGCCCUAUCCAUGGCCGAGAUCUGCUCCCACUACCCGACCACCGGCGGCCAGUACCACUGGGUCUACCUCCUCAGCCCGCCCGCCUACCGCAACGGCCUGGCCUACACCGCCGGUUGGCUCAGCGUCGCCGGCUGGGUCGCCCUCACCGCCACGGCCUCGAGCCUCGCCGCGCAGCUCAUCACUGGCCUCAUCGCGCUUCUCCACCCCAACUACGAGAGCCAGCCGUGGCACGUCUUCCUCCUCUACGUCGCCUUUGCCCUCGGCGCCUGGCUCGUCAAUGCGUUUGCCGUCCGCAUCCUCGACGCCGUCAACCGCGUGGCCAUGUUCUGGUCCCUCGUCGGCGCCCUCGUCAUCGUCAUCACCACGCUCGCCUGCGCCGUGCCCGACGGCCGCGUCCAGUCGGCCCGGUUCGUCUUUGGCGGCUUCAACAACUCGACGGGCUGGAACGACGGCGUGGCCUGGAUCCUCGGCCUGCUCCAGGCCGCCUUCAGCCUGAUUGGCGCCGACGGCGCCACCCACCUCAUCGACGAGAUCUCGCACCCGGCGCGCAACGCCCCGCUCGCCAUGGUGCUCGCCGUGGCCAUCGGGUCGAGCUCGACGUUUGUCGUGCUGACGGUGCUCCUCUUUGUCAUCCGCGACUUUGACGCCGUCGUAUCGUCGCCCAACGGCGCCCUCGGCGAGAUCCUCUACCAGGCCGUCGCCAACCGCGCCGGCGCCGUCUGUCUCCUCAUCUUCCCCAUCUGCUCGAUGGCCUUCACCGCCACGGCGCUCCUCACCACGAGCUCGCGCAUGGUGCAGGCGUUUGCGCGCGACCGCGGCCUGCCCUUCUGCUACGGCCCGCUCCACCUCGAGCGCGUCGACGCCCGCCUCGAGGUGCCGCUCCAGGCAAUGACGCUCACGACGGCGUGGGUCGUCGUCUUCGGCUGCAUCUACCUCGGCAGCGACUCGGCGCUCAACGCCAUCCUGAGCAGCUCCGUCGUGCUCCUCCAGGCAUCCUACUGCCUCCCCAUCCUCCUCGUCCUCAUCCGCGGCCGGAAGGCCACGCUGCUCGGUCCGUCCACGUCGGCGGGAGACGACAGCGCCGUCAACGCAGGCCAGCGACGCACCCUCGGCCCCAUUCUCGGUCCGGCGCUCAACGCCACCGCAGUGGCCUAUAUUGCGUUUACCGACGUCUUUUUCCUCUUUCCGCCCGAACUUCCCGUGACGGGCUCCAACAUGAACUACACCGUCGUCGUCGUCGCCAUCGUCGUCGUCCUCGCCGCGACCGCGUGGCUCGUCGAGGGGAAAAGCAGCUACGUCGGUCCUGUCGACGUCGAGGCCGUCCUGCGCCGGUGCCGUGGCGAGGCCCACGUCGGGGCGGGAAAAGGAGGCGUCGACGGUCUAGAAGCCACGGGCGGCCAGUAG
This is a messenger RNA of Pseudozyma flocculosa PF-1, 1743 nucleotides long. RefSeq lists its product as uncharacterized. Gene Ontology annotation, cellular component: membrane. Bases 1 to 1743 code for a protein of 580 amino acids. The record is from RefSeq and is a predicted model, not a curated record. Gene Ontology annotation, biological process: transmembrane transport; amino acid transport. The transcript has a single exon. NCBI's taxonomy places the organism in Eukaryota, Fungi, Basidiomycota, Ustilaginomycetes, Ustilaginales, Ustilaginaceae. Gene Ontology annotation, molecular function: transmembrane transporter activity.